UCACGUAUUAAAAAAAAAUUUAAUUUUGAUUUUCGAUUUAUUUUUGUUAUUUAUACGUAUGGUUUUAUAUUAGUAUUAUUUUUACGUAUGUCGUAUAGAUAUUAUUUGUCUGACACUGACGUAUACAUUAUAAUUUUGUGAACACUUCAUUAUAAUUUCAAAGCUUUAAAAUAACUGGAGGUAGAAAAUGAGUGACUUUGAAGAUAAUCCAGUGAACAUCGGAGGUCCAGAUGUCAUAAAGAAAAGAAAACUUCACCGACAACAAAAAUUUCGACAAGAAUGGUGUUCUUUACCAGAGCUGAAAAACUGGUUAAUGCCGGAUAAAGAUCCGUUUAAAGCAGCUUGUAAACAAUGUAAGACUAUCAUGGUUGCUGAACUGACUAACUUGAAAUCACACGCUAAAAGUAUCAAACACAGACAAAUGGAAACUGCUGGUACAAUAAGUCAACGACCAAUGACAUCAUUUAAACGGACUAAUACAAACACACAACUUAAAUCUAAUAUUCAACAAGCUGAAAUUAAAUUGUCUGCAUUCAUAGCUGAGCAUAAUAUUCCUUUAUGUGCUGCUGACCAUUUACCUGAUUUAUUAAAAAAAUGUUUUCCUGAUUCAAAAAUUCUUCAAGGUAUAAAUAUGAAAUUAACUAAAACAAGUGCAAUAGUUAAAAAUGUAAUUGGUGUGACAGCAAAAGAAGAGCUAUCAGACAUGUUAAGGGCAUCCAAAUUUAACAUAACAGAUGAGUCUACAGAUAUUCCAUCUUAACAUCAUAUGUUGUUGUGAGAUGCAGAAAGGUUUUACAAACUGCAUCUUGCGAAAAAAAAAUAUAUAACAUGAAUGAUGAACUAUUAUCAAAACUAUCAAUUUUAAAACCACAAAAUGUGCUUUCAUUAGCAUACCUAGAAACAUAUCUGACAUUACUUCCACUGAUUAAAGUUGUACCUAGAUUCAACAAAUUGAUGACCAGUGGAGAAAUUACCAAUAGCAUUAGCAAAACAUCCAGAUGAAGAUUUCAUUAAUUUACCAGUGGAUACAUUUUGGCAAAUAAAAUUAUUUUAAUUUUCAUAAUAUUUUUAGUUAAAACAUUUUGUGCAGUAUAAAUAUAUAUUAAUAUAUAUAGUAAUAUGUAUUGUUUAAAAUAUUAUCUUUGUCAAAGUUGAGAUUUUAAAAUUUAAUAUAUUAAUCGGAAACUUAAUUAACU
Messenger RNA from Rhopalosiphum padi (bird cherry-oat aphid), 1196 nucleotides. RefSeq lists its product as uncharacterized. Bases 188 to 760 code for a protein of 190 amino acids. The transcript is spliced from 2 exons. Lineage: Eukaryota; Metazoa; Arthropoda; Insecta; Hemiptera; Aphididae. The record is from RefSeq and is a predicted model, not a curated record.